AUGAGCCAAGAGCAACCCCGUAAGGAAGACCGAGAACCCGUCAAGUAUGGCGAUUUAUUCGUCGUGGAAGGGGAGCUGGCCCACAACGUGGUGGCUCCGGUGGACGCAGCCAUGAUGCAGGCCGCGGAGAAUGCCAUACUGGGAGGUGUUCAGAAGGACGGAGCGGCGGAGGCGAUGCAUUCGGCGGCCAAGAAAAACCAAGAGGCAGGGAUUGUGUCACAUAGCGAUGUUACUGGUGCCAUCGAAGACCACGGCAUUAGCAUCACGCAAACUGAAUUCUCCGGGAGACGCGUCGUAUCUCAGUUAAUCGGCGGACAGGUGGUGGAGCAAUUCAGUCAAAGAAAUCCAGCAACGGAGAGCUUGUCGCCGCCUUCACUUAGCCAAGAGGCAGGGAAUGGUGGAAUCACCAUAGGGGAAGCUCUAGAAGCCACAGCUAUUACCGCCGGAAAUAAGCCAGUGGAAUGGAGCGACGCCGCUGCCAUUCAAGCAGCCGAAGUCAGAGCCACCGGCCGUACCAGCAUUGUCCCUGGCGGUGUUGCUGCCGCUGCACAGUCUGCUGCCACUUUCAAUGCUCGAGCGACAAGGGACGAGGACAAGACCAAACUCGCCGACGUUCUUGCGGAUGCAACUUUGAAGCUGCCGUCAGACAAAGCGGCGACGAGGAGAGACGCAGAAGGGGUGACCGGAGCAGAGAUGAGAAAUGAUCCAAACCUCACAACUCAUCCCGCCGGAGUGGCAGCGUCGGUGGCCGCCGCCGCCAGGCUUAAUCAACAUAAUAAUUAAAUAUGCCAUUUCUUGAAUGAUUGUCCGUAGAUAUAAAUUUGCUUACCUUUCUGCUGAUACGGGCAACAAAACUUUUCUUGUGCUAUCAUAAUCGGGCACCCAAGCGUGUUCCUGAGAAUCUUGACAAGUGAAUUUGAAUAAAAUUUUGUAUUACAAACUCAAUCCUUGAGUCCGAGUUACUUUAUAUCAUCCCUGUAAUCGCUAUAGAGUAGAUGACAAAUCUUC
This is a messenger RNA of Neltuma alba, 1008 nucleotides long. RefSeq names its product late embryogenesis abundant protein D-34-like. NCBI's taxonomy places the organism in Eukaryota, Viridiplantae, Streptophyta, Magnoliopsida, Fabales, Fabaceae. The coding region runs from base 1 to 783 and encodes 260 amino acids. The record is from RefSeq and is a predicted model, not a curated record. The transcript has 3 exons.